AUGUUGAAUGAAGAAUUAUUACCAAUUUGGUUAGAUCACGACUGCGGACAUGAUGAUGCGUUUGCCAUGUUAUUAGCAUUUCAUUCAAAAAUAUUUAAUAUUUUAGGUAUUUCAAGUGUUCAUGGUAAUCAAACAGUUGAUAAGACUACCAUUAAUGCAUUGAUAACAUUGGAAAUCAUUGGUAAAUCAAAUUGUGGUUAUGAAGUUGUCAAAGGUGUUAGAUCACCAAUGUGUAGACCUGAACAAGUAUGUUCUGAAAUUCAUGGUGAAACAGGAUUAGAUUGUCCAACUGCUGAAUUACCAAAACCAACCCAACUACCAAUUACAGAUAGACCUGCAAUUCAAGUUAUGUUUGAAAAGAUAUCAAAAUUCUAUACUGAUAAUCAACAAAAACAAAAAGUUAUAAUCGUUGCAACAGGUUCAUUAACAAAUGUUGCCUUGCUAUUCGCAGUUUACCCACAAAUAAAACCAAUGGUAGAAGUCUCAUUAUUGGGUGGCUCAAUUAAUUUUGGUAAUAUCUCACCAGCUGCAGAGUAUAACAUUUUAGUGGAUCCUGAAGCUGCAAAAGUGGUUUUCGAAAGUGGUGUCAAGGUCAUUAUGGUGCCGUUGGAAUGCUCCCAUAAGGCAUUAGUUAAUGAAAAGAUUUUAGAAAGAAUUUCAGAUAUUGAAAAAGCAGAUGGUAAACAAACUCAAUUCAUAAAGAUUAUCAAAGGUUUAUUAUUGUUUUUCGCAGAUAAUUAUAAGAGUACAUUCGAUUUUGAUCAUCCACCAUUACACGAUCCAUUGGCUGUAGCUUAUUUAAUUGAUCCAACCAUUUUCAAAUGUAAAUUAAUGAGAGUUGAUAUUGAAACUUCCUCUCAUCUUUGUUUGGGUAGAACUGUUGUAGAUUUAUUCAGUAUGUCAAAAUUACAAAAAAAUGUUCACGUUUGUACUGACAUAAAUGUCGAUAAGUUUUGGGAUUUAAUGAUUAAUGCAAUUGAUAAUUGUUAUAAUCAUUUAUAUAAAUCAAAUAUUUUAAAAUAA
Dictyostelium discoideum AX4 is the source of this 1023-nucleotide messenger RNA. It is a transcript of the gene iunH, whose product is annotated as N-D-ribosylpurine ribohydrolase. Gene Ontology annotation, molecular function: ribosylpyrimidine nucleosidase activity; purine nucleosidase activity; hydrolase activity, hydrolyzing N-glycosyl compounds. The coding region runs from base 1 to 1023 and encodes 340 amino acids. The transcript has a single exon. The record is from RefSeq and is a predicted model, not a curated record. Lineage: Eukaryota; Evosea; Eumycetozoa; Dictyosteliales; Dictyosteliaceae.